AUGUUUGCUAGAAAUAGAAGAAGAAGCAUUGUAGCAGAUGAGAUAGACGGCAGCAGGGUGAGUGAAGACAGCAUCUUCAGCGCUCUCAAGGAGUCCAGUAACAGAAGAAUGGACAGGUACGGCACCCAACAGCCCUACAUGCUGGACACUGUACAGGAGGAACCGCGCAGCUCUUCCAGACACUCCACAUCCUCCCGCCGUAAAAGGUCCCCUAGCGACAGCUCUUCCAGGCACUCAACGUCCUCCCGCCGGAGCUCCAGGAAGGAGAGAAGGCUGAGGGAGGUGGAGCAUGUACAGGCACAGCUGGGGGAUAUGGAGCCGGGGUCUGCCCUGUUGCAGCUUCAGGAGGAGCCAGCAGACACAGACUACCCCGGGAUGGACACCCUGAGCUUCUCUAACCCGGGGUACUCUGGGGACCAGGAUGGCAUCCCACCUCCCCCUGCCACCCUACCCCCUGACCCAGAAGCCUCCAUCCCCCCACCCCCCAGAGUUCACGCCCCAGACCCAGAAGUGAACGUCAUCCCCCCUCGUCCCUCUAACCCCCCUUCACAGGCCAUUCCUCCUCGUCCCUCAAACCCCCCUCCCAAGGCCAUACCCCCUCGUCCUUCUAACCCCCCUCCACAGGCCGUAUCCCCUCCUCCUCUUGGCCCAGCCCCCCUUGUGGAGGUACAUGUACCCCCUCAGCCCACCACCCCAGCUCCUAGACCCAGCCCUUCACCAAAAACACACCCUAAAGCUACACCUACCCCUCCAUUCAAAACACCACCUGAAACCAUUCCCCCUACCCCACCUUUUGAAACACCCCCUCUGGCCAUACCCCCUCUGCCUUCUAACCCUCCACCAGAAGUCAUACCCCCUCCACCCUCAAAUCCACCCCCUCGAAGCAGACCUACCACCUCCGCCCUCAAACCCACCACCAGAGGCCAUACCCCCUCCACCCAUAAAUCCACCCCCCUGAUACAGAAUUGCCCCCACCCCCUUCACUCCCACCCCCUGGGCCUGAUGUUCCCCCUCCCCCUGCAGUCCCACCCCCUGAAGCAGACCUACCCCCUCCCGCUGCAAUACCACCCCCCUCCCCUGACAUCCCCCCUCCCCCUGUGA
Molecule: messenger RNA, 1101 nt
Organism: Branchiostoma belcheri (Belcher's lancelet)
Lineage: Eukaryota; Metazoa; Chordata; Leptocardii; Amphioxiformes; Branchiostomatidae
Product: vegetative cell wall protein gp1-like
Exons: 5
Coding region: 1-1101 (366 amino acids)
Source: RefSeq, a predicted model, not a curated record